This is a messenger RNA of Dinoponera quadriceps, 1519 nucleotides long. Its product is annotated as dehydrogenase/reductase SDR family member 4-like. The transcript is spliced from 5 exons. The record is from RefSeq and is a predicted model, not a curated record. Gene Ontology annotation, molecular function: carbonyl reductase (NADPH) activity. NCBI's taxonomy places the organism in Eukaryota, Metazoa, Arthropoda, Insecta, Hymenoptera, Formicidae. The coding region runs from base 84 to 905 and encodes 273 amino acids.
UAUGCAUACAUGUAUGCAUCAAAGUUCAACAUUACUUACGACAAUGGUUAUAUCUGUAAACCUUUCACAUCACUGUUGCUCUGAUGCUGCAUGCUACAAUGAAUCAAAUUGUUCGCAAAUUUGGUAGUACAACUUCCUUGAUUAAAUGCAAUCGACUAGAAGGAAAAGUUGCGAUCGUGACAGCAUCGACAAAUGGCAUAGGUUUCUCCAUAGCGAAACGUUUAGCACAGGAAGGUGCUAAAGUAAUGAUCAGCAGCCGCAAGGAAUUGAAUGUAAAAAAUGCGGUAGAAAAACUUCAAUCUGAAGGAUUAGAAGUUGCAGGUACUGUUUGCCAUGUAGGGAAAUCAGAAGAUAGGAGAAAAUUAUUUGAGAAAACUAAAGCAGAUUUUGGAGGUUUGGAUAUUCUGGUAUCUAAUGCAGCAGUUAAUCCAACAGUAGGAACGGUAUUAGAAUGCUCAGAAGAAGCAUGGGACAAAGUUUUCGAUAUUAAUGUAAAAAGCACGUAUCUGCUCAUGAAGGAAUCCCUGCUACUGCUUAAGCAGAGUAAAUCACCGUCUAUUAUUAUUAUAUCUUCAAUCGCAGCAUAUCAGCCUUUCAGCUUACUAGGUGUAUAUGCAAUCAGCAAAACUGCUUUACUUGGAUUAUGUAAAAAUACUGCGGAUGAACUGGCGCGCGACGGAAUUCGUGUGAAUUGCAUCGCACCAGGGAUCAUAAAAACGAAUUUUUCACGUGCGCUGCAUGAGUCGAAAGAAGCACACGAAAUUGCUGUAUCAACGAUUAGUAUGGGAAGACUUGGGCUACCGGACGAAAUUGGAGGUACAGCUGCAUUUUUAGCGAGCGAUGAUGCUUCUUAUAUUACUGGUGAAGUCGUAGUGGUGUCUGGUGGAAUGAAAUCUAGACUCUAAGCUUUUUUUUUUACAUCACUAUGAAGUUUACAGUUUAAUCAUAUUAUUCCUUUGACAAUAAUAUACACACAGAUAUAUAUAUAAAUGGUCAAUAAUAUCGAAGAACUAGAUUCUUAGAUCCGACUCAGAAUACCGGCCAUAAUCUGAUUUAGGGAUGGGAAAAACAUUGAUGUUCGCUCGUUGAGAAUGGUAUUCCAUCUAGAGGAAAUAUUAGGGACUCUAGAAAUGCUCUAUCCGACAAACUCGUCGUAUGAUCAAUCCUCAAUGAGUAAACAUUGGUGAUUUUGCCCUACACUCGAAGCUGAAAUAAUUCAACUUCUCUUUGACGCUAACGUCAAUUUGGCAUGUAAGAAAACUUUGCUGUCAGAUAACUUCCAGCCGGUAAAUUUGUUGAAAUUUGUGUUAAAAAUCAGCGUAAAUAACUGCGAAAAUGCAGUUUCACAAAAAUAUUUAAUAUAUUUUAUUGUAGGCUAUGUAUAUAUCGAUAAAAAUAUCAAGGAGGGGUGGGGAGGGGCGGAUCGUAAAUAAUAAAAUUAAUACUUUCAUUAUGUCUUGAAAGAUACUCAGCAAAUAAUUGUGAUAACAUAUCAAUAAAUAAUAACAAAAUGGUUGGA